Paralichthys olivaceus (Japanese flounder) is the source of this 2123-nucleotide messenger RNA. RefSeq names its product protein sidekick-2-like. NCBI's taxonomy places the organism in Eukaryota, Metazoa, Chordata, Actinopteri, Pleuronectiformes, Paralichthyidae. Gene Ontology annotation, molecular function: protein binding; phosphatidylserine binding. The record is from RefSeq and is a predicted model, not a curated record. Gene Ontology annotation, biological process: cytoskeletal rearrangement involved in phagocytosis, engulfment; apoptotic cell clearance.
GUUUGUGUGAGCAUAUCAAGGACGGCGUCAUGUGAUGUGGAAAGAUUUCAAAGCUGAAACCACAGCAGUUUGGUUUAGUGUCAUUUAGCAGGUGAACGUAUCCUCCAAUCGAUUGAGGUUUGUAAAAUGGUUGUAUCGGGCAGCAUACACCUUCCUCUGUGCUGCAGUCUUCUUCUUUGUCUUCUGCUGGGUUGUGCGUCUACAUCGAGCAUCAUAGCCACAGUGGGAACAGAUGCAACUUUGUUUUGCAAUUAUGAUGCCAAGUACUACGGCAAGCUUUCUGUGUGCUGGGGCCGUGGAGCCAUUCCCAGCAGUGGCUGUAGCGAUGAGGUGAUCCAGUCAGAUGGGACGUCAGUGAUCAGCAGGCUGUCAGAGCGCUACCUGCUCAUGGGUAAUCUGGACGAGGGCGAUGUGUCGCUGACCAUCAGGCAGGUGGAAGAGAGCGACUCAGGGAAGUACGGCUGCCGUGUGCAUAUACCGGGCUGGUUCAAUGAUCAAAAACAUCAGGUGACCCUGACUGUGGUGGCAGUCCGCCCUAACCCCCUGAAGGUGGAGAUAAGAGAGGUGAAGGAGAGAACGGUUACUGUCCGCUGGAAUCCUGUGUUUGAUGGUGGCAGGCCCAUCACAUCCUACAUGGUUGAUUUGAAAAACAAACAGACAUCCUGGGAUACCGCAGUGAGGACUGAAGUCUCAAAUCCUGAACUGACCCAGGUGACUUUGAUGGAUUUGCGUCCGGCCAAGUCCUACAACCUCCGUAUGUUCGUUGUCAACAGCAUGGGCAUGAGCGAGGCCAGCAACGUUCUGACAAUCACAACAAAAGAAGCAGCACCAGAGGGUCCACCCCUGGAUAUGCAGCUGGAGGCCCUCACCUCUCACAGUAUCAAAGUGACGUGGAAGCCUCCGAGCUUUAAUCUUAGAAACGGAUUGCUGCGGAGUUACAGCGUCAGCUACAGAGAGUACGACCCUGCAGGCAGACAGUUUAAGAAGUGGCAGCACCAGAGUGUGACGGCCACACUGGACAUGGAAAGCAUCAUCCUGAGCAACCUGAAGCCUUCCACCAAGUACGGUGUGCUUAUUCAGGCCAAAAGCAACGCAGGGAUCGGACCUGCCUCAACUGCACCACUCUGCACCACUCUGGAUGAAGUCGAUACAACUUCAGAAGUUGUAACUGUGAGUCCCACUACUGAUACCACGAUGCAGAGACAAGACACUUCAAGUUUUACUAGAGCAGUGGAGUCUGUUACUGAUGCCACAGUCUGGGAACAAAGCACCACAUGGAUUAUUUCAGUGCCCCCAGAUCCCCCAGUAGUCGAGUUAAAAGAGGUCAUAGACAAUUCAAUUUCCCUUUUUUGGACUCCUGGCUUCGAAGGUGACAGCCCCAUUACGGGUUAUUACUUGGAGUACAAAGGAGUGAACGCAUCAUGGGAUUACACAAAGGCAGUUGUAGACUUCAGCCCUAACCAGACAGAGGCCACAAUAAUAGAGAUAAAUCCUUCAACUUACAACAUCCGCAUGUUUGCCAAGAACAGUCUGGGCACCAGUAAAGCCAGCAACGUCCUCAUCAUCACUACUGGAAGAACAGGUCAUCAGAAGAAUGAUUCUGCUACCACCAUAUCACCUGACGCUGUAUCACCUGACUCUGUAUCACCUGAUGCUGCUGCGAUUGUCAACGGGCGUCAAAAUGGUCACCUCGCUGCCAUCGUGAUGCCGGUGGUCCUGGUGGUGUUGAUUGUUGCCAUAGUAACCAUAUGGCAACUUCGACGGAUAAAACAGAAACAAGGCAGCCUGAGCAUGUGGGUGAGCAAUGGCGCACUACGGUACAGAGGAUCUGAGUCACUGCAGGAGCUUUAAAACUCACAAUUACUCUACACAUCAGCCUAUUGUGUCGUUACUAUACUCAUUAAUAAACAGGAUGAAUUUUGAACAAGAAGGAUUUGCCAUGUCAUUGAUGAAAGAUUUGGUUCGACUUCAGCUGUCAGUCGAUUGAAAUAACCAAAAAAACAUCUCUACUUUGUAAAAAAACUUACCAAAGAAGCUGUAAUCACAAUGUGUUUUAUUUUUUAUGUGACAAUGUGUGAUUGGAUGGUACCACAUCUUUGCUACUUUAUUUUAUGCUAAUAAAU